This is a messenger RNA of Schizosaccharomyces osmophilus, 948 nucleotides long. RefSeq names its product BSD domain protein. Gene Ontology annotation, cellular component: cytoplasm. Lineage: Eukaryota; Fungi; Ascomycota; Schizosaccharomycetes; Schizosaccharomycetales; Schizosaccharomycetaceae. The record is from RefSeq and is a predicted model, not a curated record. Bases 1 to 948 code for a protein of 315 amino acids. The transcript has 4 exons.
AUGGAUCUUUAUGAUUAUAUGAGCCCGAAUGCUACAACAGAAGAGCAAAACGAAGAAGGAUAUGAGAAAUUAAAAGAAGAAAUGGGAUCCGCAUUGGACUCCUUAACUGGAGGAAAAUUCGGUCCCUUCUGGAGUAAAUUUAAAGAAAAGGGUGAAAGCUUCAUAGGUGAUACAAGAGAGCGUGCGAACACAGGAGUGAGCAAUUUGAAAGCACAAUUUGAAGAGGGUACUUCCUCAGGCUCGACAUUGGAGAAUAUUCGCAAAGUGGAAGAGUCAGCAGGUCGUUAUUGGAAUAGUUUUGGAACGACGGUCAAUGGAUUUUUAGAUAAAGCGCUGCAGGUCACUCCAAAGGAAGAAGAAGAAUCAAGAUUAAGCAGAUCCAAAUCUUCUCGCGCAAGUUUAUUUUUGAGCCGUCAGGAAAAGCAAAUUUUGCGAUUGAUUGAAAACUCAGACCUGUUUCGAAAUCCCGUGUCUGAUGAAGGUUACAAAGAUUGGGAAAAGGAGAUUUCCAUUGACAGCAAGACUGAUGAAAUUUCGGGUCUCCUUCAAACCUAUGAAAGUCUACGUAAUCAGAUGGAACAAUUGGUGCCUUCUCAAGUUUCCUACGACGCAUUUUGGAAACGUUUCUUUUGGUACAAGGAAGGAAUUCGACCAACGAAGUCUAUGAGUUCAAUACACAAUGAAGAAGAAAUAUUUAGUUGGGAUGAUGAAAAAAGCGAUGUUGAAGAAGAAAAAGCCGAUAAGGAUACAAGUAAAAGAAAGGAAGAAGUUUCUAAAGAUACUAAGGACGAGCUUGACCCGGAACAAAACGAAAAGAAGAGCGCUACUUCAACUCCUUCUGUUAGUCACGCUGAUGAAAAGGUAACUCCAGAGACUCCCACUACAGAGAAGGACAACACGAAGCCUAAUAAAGGUAAAGAUAAUGAUGAAGAUGACGAUUGGGAAUAG